Molecule: messenger RNA, 1287 nt
Organism: Corylus avellana
Lineage: Eukaryota; Viridiplantae; Streptophyta; Magnoliopsida; Fagales; Betulaceae
Source: RefSeq, a predicted model, not a curated record
AUGCCAUUUAAAGCAUUGAAAGUUCUAAGGUUCGAGUUGAUGUUGAAGUGGGAGGAAUGGUUUUCCUUUGGUGCUGAAAAUGAAGGUGAAGCUUUUCCUCUCCUACAAGAGCUUUAUAUUCAUGAUUGUCCCAAGCUAACACAAAGGUUGCCCAGCCAUCUUCCUUCUUUAGCCAAACUUGAGAUCACGAAAUGUCCACUAUUGGUGUCUUCACUCCUGAUGUUUCCUGCUAUAUGUCAAUUGAAUCUAACACAUUGUAAUGAGGUUUUAUUAAAGGAAUUGCCAACUAGAAUACAGGUUCUCAAAGUUGGAGGAUUUGAUGCACUAGAUUCCCAAGCCAACAUAAUGAUGGGGCCCAGUAGUUCUCUUCAAGAGUUAGAAGUCAGUGGCUGUUCUUCGUUUGUGUCCCUUUCCAAGGGUGAUCUAGCAUCUACAUUAAAAUCCCUUAUCAUCAGGAAUUGUGGGAUUUUAGAGCUCCCAAUGUACCCGAUCUUUUCAUUCCUUAAAAAAUUGUACUUAUAUGAUAUUUAUGAUUCUCUCAAGUCUGUCCCAUUGGACUUAUUUCCAAACCUUUGUGAUAUCUAUAUCUUUGGGUGUAGGAAUUUGGAAUCUUUGACAGUUUCUGAAGAACAUAGACAUGAUUUAAUGACAUUGCAAAUACAAAUCAUAGAUUGCCCUUGUUUUGUAUCUUUUCCAAAAGGUGGAUUGCGUGCCCCCAACCUUGCAUUGCUUUGGGUUUGGAAUUGUGGAAAUUUGAGGUCACUACCGGAUAAGAUGCACGUUUUCCUUCCAUCUCUAGAGGAAUUGCAAAUAGUACAUUGUCUAGAGGUCGAGUCAUUUCCUGAGGGGGGCUUGCCUUCUAAUCUGAAAUCGAUUACCAUCUCCGAUUGUGACAACCUCGUUGCCGGACGAAUGAGAUGGGGUUUGCAAAAGCUCCCUUUUCUUAAAAGUUUGUUUAUUUGUGGUGAAAGGGGAGAUGCAAAGUCCUUUCCGGAGGUGGGAUUGUUGCCCACCAAUUUGACUGCUCUUCAAAUAAAGAAUUUUCCUAUUAUGAAAUCUCUAGAUAAGAAGGGGCUUCAACACCUUGCCUCUCUUGAAGAAUUGCGGAUCUAUGACUGUCCUAUGCUCAAGUACAUGCCUGAAGAGGGACUGCCUGCCUCCAUUUCUGUUUUACUGAUCAACAAUUGUCCUUUGCUAAAGAAACAACGUCACAAAAAAAAAGGAAAAGAAUGGCUCAAGAUUGCUCACGUCCACCUAAUAAAGAUGGAUGAUGAAUUGAUUGAAUGA